Messenger RNA from Cottoperca gobio, 2205 nucleotides. Its product is annotated as neuronal calcium sensor 1. The record is from RefSeq and is a predicted model, not a curated record. The coding region runs from base 380 to 952 and encodes 190 amino acids. Gene Ontology annotation, molecular function: calcium sensitive guanylate cyclase activator activity; calcium ion binding. The transcript has 10 exons. Lineage: Eukaryota; Metazoa; Chordata; Actinopteri; Perciformes; Bovichtidae.
UGGCACUGAGCUGAGUCGGUCGGAGCCAGCAGCAGCGUCACUCCCUGACGGCGGCGGCAUCAGAGCAGCACGGACGGCCAUCCGCGCAGCAGCGAGUCGCUCCGGAACUCGGCGGAGGAAGACGGCUCGCGCCUUCGGGACUGACUGCACGGCUACUUUCCGCCUUUGUUGCUCAGUGUCUAAGUAACACCCAGGACCACAAAAGGCUUGCAGCGAACACAAGAUGGUGAUUACCAGCGUGACAUCCCUCAGAAGGACUUCACUGGCCACGGACACGGAGAACAGAUGUUUGCAGUAAAGAGGAGCAGACUGGAGAGGAGGUAGUAACAGGUGCUGCGUGCCAAGGUGGAGUUGGAGGUGUGGAGGAGAGCUGAAGAUCAUGGGUAAAUCAAACAGCAAGCUCAAGCCAGAGGUGGUGGAGGAGUUGACGAGGAAAACCUACUUUACAGAGAAAGAGGUGCAGCAGUGGUACAAAGGCUUCAUUAAAGAUUGUCCGAGCGGGCAGCUGGACGCUCUGGGCUUUCAGAAGAUAUACAAGCAGUUCUUUCCGUUUGGAGACCCCACAAAGUUCGCCUCCUUUGUCUUCAACGUAUUUGAUGAAAAUAAGGAUGGACGCAUCGAGUUCUCUGAGUUCAUCCAGGCCUUGUCAGUGACUUCCCGGGGGACUCUUGAUGAGAAGUUGAGAUGGGCUUUUAAACUCUAUGACCUUGACAAUGACGGCUACAUCACCCGAGACGAGAUGUUGAACAUCGUAGAUGCCAUUUAUCAGAUGGUGGGGAACACUGUGGAGCUGCCAGAAGAAGAAAACACACCAGAGAAACGAGUGGACCGUAUUUUUGCCAUGAUGGACAAGAAUGCCGACGGCAAGCUGACGCUGCAGGAGUUUCAGGAGGGUUCAAAGGCAGACCCUUCCAUCGUUCAGGCUUUGUCUCUCUAUGAUGGACUUGUGUAGGAAUGUAAGAUGGAUCCGACUCAGCAUCCACAGCACCAUCACACCUGCGACGGGAGGGAAAGCCACGUUUAACUCGCUCGCCCAGAAGUGGACCGCAAACUUUUUCGUCGCACAGCGUGCAACAGCAUCCGUGUCAAGUCGCCGUUCGUCUACAUUUCCAGUUCGGAUUGUAAACAAAUGUUUCCUCUGAUGUGACGGCGAAAAGUCAAACGUCAGCAAAACCCUCAGUCAUUUAUCUGUGCUUCUACAGCUCUGUGGCACCGCCUACACCCUUCAGUGUUGUGGACUGUAAGAGCAUUUCUGCAAACGCAGUGUUGUGAUUUCCCGAUGGACUGUCCAUGGAACUGACCCCCCCCCCCCCCCUCCUUCGAGAUGUUAGUGUGAGUCUUGUUCCCAUACUGUAAACCAGGGGAUGCACGUGAAGCACUCAGAGGACAUGUGCCGCUGCUUCGCCGCCACAUGGAGAGACUCCAACCCUCUGGAAACAUGUGUUCCUUGGUGAUAAUGUGAGCACUCACUAAAAGCCACAGAGCAGUAUAGUGGACAUUAUAUAAUGUAAUUCAUCUUCUGCUUUUGCUGCGUUUAUGGGAAGUUCCUCAUAAGUAUGGAAUGAAGUUUUAUUUUUGAUCAAAGGUGUUGAAAUGUAUUGCUCUGUAUUACUCAUUGUUUCGGGAUUACUUUUCUUCUCACGCUGCGAGCGUUCCUUUCCCUGAGAGAAUGGGCUUUUUAUUUAAAGAAGAGUGUCUAUGGAUUAUUUUACUAUGUUUGCAUCCUAUUGUGUUUCCACUUCCCCGUUAGCACUAGCGUCUAGUGUCUGCAGUGUUGCACAUCCUGAAUGACAUGACCAAGCAACACAGCGAAGUCUCACAGCUUACAUCUGAACUGAGGCUCAUUAUUUCUUUUGAGAGCGUGGUACUCCACCCUCCACCCUCCACCCUCCGCACACACAAAGCCCUGGUCAUCGAGACUCAGGCGCAAACAGACAUCAAUUCUGGUUGUAAAGCUUUUUGCGAGCUCUGUGGUUGCAAUUGUCCACUUUGUAUUUGUCCUGUGCGAGGCCAGAGCAUGUGAUGAUGCCUUUUUAUUUCCAUUGUUGGAAUGUUUUAGUUACAGCAUUAAGAUGUUUUGUCAGCUUCACUGAUUUCAUGCCUUAUGCAAAUGAUAAUUUACUAAAUGAUAAAUGUCAUUUACCUGUUGAUUAACGGUAUAAGAGCACAGAAUAAAAUGCAUUUAAGUGGCUAACUUUUCCAUUA